Messenger RNA from Aspergillus bombycis, 1500 nucleotides. RefSeq names its product DnaJ domain protein. The record is from RefSeq and is a predicted model, not a curated record. Bases 1 to 1500 code for a protein of 499 amino acids. Lineage: Eukaryota; Fungi; Ascomycota; Eurotiomycetes; Eurotiales; Aspergillaceae. The transcript has 2 exons.
AUGAACUGCUACGAGAUCCUGGGCAUAACUCCAAAUGCAGAUCUGAAAGACAUCAACAGUGCCUACAAAAGACUUGCUCUAAAGUACCACCCUGACAAGACAGGUGCAGAUGAUGGCCACCUCGAGUUUCAGAAGAUCCAACAAGCCGUCGAAAUUCUCCGCGAUAGUACCCGCAGGGGGAAACACGAUGCAGAACUGCUAAGCAGACGUAACCUUAGAGAUCAGGCCAUCAAUCUCUUUAAUCAGGACACUUCUUGGGGCUGGGCAGCUUCGAGUCCUGAUUUGUCUGCUCUACGUAGUAUGAGCGGGCGGUAUAUGUUUAGUUAUGCGAACAGCGUCCACAUGGAUCCCUAUUCUCCAGAAUCACGGGAUGAGAUUAGGCGAUGUGAGAGGGAACGCGAGUAUGGGGAGCAACUGAAACGAGAAUGUGAGCAGUGGGAGGCUUAUGAAGGGAACCCGGACUUUUCGGGCUAUACCUGGACAUACGAUCCGGAGACAGAGGAAAUGAUGAGGCAGAAUAGAAGGAAGGAAGUUAUGCGUGCCAGAGUGAUGCGUGAUGAAGAACAGACGGAGAGGGGGGAGAUGUUGGAUGAAGAGGAUGAACAGGAGGGUUGUGCUGAGGAGGGCGGUAUGGCUAGUACUAACCCGGGUUCUGAAUUUGGGGAAGAACUAGGUGACGAAGAAUAUCCACAGUAUGAGAAGGGUGAAGAGUACGAAGGCGAGGAAAAAUACGAGGGCGGAGAAGAAUAUGAGGAGCAGGAGGAUGAUGAAGGGUAUGAAGAAUACUAUGAAGAAGAGGAAUAUGCAGAGAAAGAUGAUUAUGAAGGCGGCGAUGGAUACGAUCCAUAUAGAGGAAAUGACCAAGAGGGAGAGAAGGAAGAGAAGGACGAUUCUGCUUUCUCAAUUACCUCUACACAACAAACCCAGGCCGAGUAUGAAAGCGCACGACAGGCCCCAGUCUCUGACAGUGAGGAUCUGCUUGACAUGACAAGCGUUGGAGAACCAGUUAACCCGGUGGAUGAAACGGGAAUUAUCUCCGAGGAGUCUGAUACUGACGAAAAUGAAACUUUUCAUAGUUUCAGUGACGGAGGAGAAGUCUGCUUUAAUGACGACAACGUAACCUCACAAGCAACGCCCGCUGAUGAAUCCUCGCCAAGCCCACGUUCACUCAUCGAUCCUUUGAUCCCACACUUCAAGGAGAAACUAAAUCAUCCUAGCGGUCAAUACACGGAAGAAGAUAUUCACACUGAGCUCAGAGGCCUUGUUAUGGAGUCCUUCUGCGGCUGGCUGGAGACUCUCCGGCUAGAGUUUCCUGGCGCAGAAUCCGCCGCAACUAUCCAGGUGAAUCCAGAGCAUUGUCGCCAUCUAGGUUACUGGAACAAGGAAUUUGGAUCAUCGGAAUGUGAGGUGUGCCAUCGGUGGAUGCCCAUCUACACUCUUUCUUGUCCAGGGUGUGGGAUCAGGGCGUGUGUUGGUUGUAAGUUUCACUACGAGGAGUGA